This is a messenger RNA of Schizosaccharomyces octosporus yFS286, 604 nucleotides long. RefSeq lists its product as uncharacterized. The record is from RefSeq and is a predicted model, not a curated record. NCBI's taxonomy places the organism in Eukaryota, Fungi, Ascomycota, Schizosaccharomycetes, Schizosaccharomycetales, Schizosaccharomycetaceae. The transcript has a single exon. Bases 56 to 412 code for a protein of 118 amino acids.
CAAUACUUGGUUUGGCGGCUGUAAGAGGGAAUAGCAAAGUACAAUAUUGAUGUAAAUGAACGAUCCUGAAGAAUAUUUUCAGAAAUUGAACAAUACUAUGUUAGCCGUAAAUAAUAAACAUAAUCAAAUUCGGAUUUCGCCUCAGAAAGCGAGAGCUCAAAGAGAUGCAUGGAGGUGUUUUAGAGACAUGACGCGUACACAAAAUGAAAAAUUACAAACCACGCGACGAGAGAGUAAAUGGAAUAAGCAAAGAGGUGGAAGCGUUGAAAUGAAUCGUUUUAUAGAUCAAAAUACGCAGCAGGAACAUGAGAAGCAAUUAGAGUUGGCGUCAGAAGAAUAUGUUUUGGACCCUGCUGACAUGGACGAUGUACAGGAAGAGAAUUUUCAGGAAUUUCCACCGGAGUACAGGUGAAGUAGGUUCAUUAAAUAUCAUCCUCAUAUGGUCGUGGAAAUGACAAAGAUGCUGGUCAUCAAUAGUUUCACCACCUUUGCAAAACCAACUCUGAAAGGUUUCUUUCCAAAAUAAAAAAAAUAAAAGGACUUGACUUAUCGUGGUUACUAUUUAUUAUCUGUCGCAUAAAUGAAUGGAUUUCGUUAUAUGUUA